UGGCUGCUCGAUGGUGAGAUCGAGUGGGACUGCGCUGCUUUCUUCCGCGUCCUGCCGGAGGCCAUUCUUCGGCUGACACGUUUGGAAUGUGUCACAUAUCGUCGAAAGUGUCGAUAAAAGCGAGCUGACGCCACGCGUCGCACUCAAAUCUGUCCCAACAUCAUUCGUCUCGCCACCUGCUCUGAUUUGAACGAGUUGGAGGAUGCGUUCAAAGACCAGUCAGACUGGGCAUGACGGCGCAGGCCAAGCAGAGGGUGUAGCCACAUCUGGCAGAGCGCUCGCAAGAAGCACGAGACUCGGCGCACCGAAACGUCCACCGCCGUCUGGAGAGAUGGGAGAGACUGAGGACGAGAGGGAAAGCGACGCCGGGAAGCUCUUCGAGGACUUCGUCCAGGCUUCCACCUGUAAGGGAACGCUGCAGGCUUUCAACAUCCUGUGUGGACAGUUGGACCUCGACCCCGCCGACCACGGCACCUUCUACGAAUGUCUGAAGGCCAAGGUCACCUCCUGGAAAGCCAAAGCGCUUUGGAGCAAGCUGGACAAGAGGAUGUCCCACAAGGAGUACAAGAAAGGUGACGCCUGUGUGGCCACCAAGUGCCUCAUCAUCGGAGGAGGUCCGUGCGGCCUGCGCACAGCCAUCGAACUCGCCUUGAUGCGGGCCAAAGUGGUGGUGAUCGAAAAGAGGGACUCCUUCUCCAGGAACAACGUGCUGCACCUUUGGCCCUUCACCAUCCAUGACCUGCGGGGCCUCGGGGCCAAAAUGUUUUACGGCAAAUUCUGUGCCGGGGCCAUAGAUCACAUCAGUAUCAGGCAGCUGCAGCUGAUGCUGUUGAAGGUGGCCCUCAUCGUUGCAGUGGAGUUUCACAUCAAUGUGGAGUUUGUCGAGAUGCUGGAACCUCCUGAGCACCAAAAGAAUGAAGGGCCGGGGUGGAGAGCUGCAAUCCGACCUGCUGAUCACCCCGUGGCUGACUUUGAGUUUGACGUGGUGGUGGGGGCCGACGGGCGCAGGAACACGCUGGAAGGUUUCAAGAGAAAAGAUUUUCGGGGCAAGCUGGCGAUCGCCAUCACCGCCAACUUCAUCAACAGGAACACGACAGCGGAGGCCAAGGUGGAGGAAAUCAGCGGCGUGGCCUUCAUCUUCAACCAGAAGUUCUUUCUUGACCUCAAAGAAGAAACAGGGAUCGACCUGGAGAACAUUGUGUACUACAAGGACAACACGCACUACUUUGUCAUGACUGCAAAGAAACAGAGUCUGCUGGAUAAAGGAGUUGUCAUGAAUGAUUACACGGAGACGCAGAGGCUCCUAAGCAGUGAUAACGUCAACCAGGAAGCUCUCCUGUGCUACGCUCGAGAGGCUGCCGACUUUGGCACCAACUACCAGCUUCCCACUCUGGACUUCGCCAUAAACCACUGCGGGCAGCCGGAUGUUGCCAUGUUCGACUUCACCAGCAUGCACGCCUCCGAGAACGCCGCUCUGGUCAGGGAGCGGUUUGGACACCAGCUGCUGGUUGCACUAGUGGGUGAUAGCCUGUUGGAGCCUUUCUGGCCAAUGGGCACCGGCUGCGCUAGAGGGUUUCUGGCUGCCUUUGACACGGCCUGGAUGGUGAAGAGCUGGGCUCAGGGUCGAACAGUACUUGAGGUGCUCGCAGAGAGGGAAAGCCUUUACAGGUUGCUGCCACAAACAACACCUGAAAACAUUGCCAAAAACUUGGAACAGUACACCAUCGACCCAGCGACGAGAUACCCCAACCUCAUUUCCUCAUGCGUCAGGCCUCACCAGGUGCGUCACCUGUACUUGAGUGGAGAGCUGAAUCCGUGCUCUCUGGAGCGUGCCGCCUCCAUCCGUCGACCUGUUAAUAUCUGCAGACGAGAUUCUGAGAUCAGACCUGCGAGGCUUCUCACGUGGUGCCAGAAACAGACGGAAGGUUACAGGAACGUAACAGUCACAGACCUGACGUUCUCUUGGAGUAGCGGCCUCGCCUUGUGUGCUUUGAUCCACAGGUUCAAACCCCAUCUGAUAGACUUUGAGUCGUUAAGUGAGGAAAACCAGGCCGACAACCUCCAGCUGGCUUUUGACAUCGGAGAGCGGGAAUUUGGGAUCAGACCAUUCGCCUCCGUGAAAGAGCUGAGCGGCUCCCUGGAGCCGGAGAAGACCAAAAUCAUCAACUACCUAUCCAAAUUCUACGAACUCUUCCGAGGCACACCUUUACCUGAUGCAGGCUCCAGACGAGUGGAUGAAAACAGUGAAGAUUAUCCAUCUAAGGAAGUCCGAAGUAAUAAUAAUGUUCUUAAUCUUGCUCUGCCAAGGAAACGAGUUCCUAAGGAUGAGAAAAAGACAGAUGGUACAGACUCCAUUUACAAAAGGAGGAGAAAAUUUUGCACUUACUCGGAGGAGGCCACCAUUUUGUCCACUAAAGGGACUUCAAUGUGGGAUGGAAGGGAACCCAAAGAAAACAAAGUGCGCUCAAUGGCUACACAGUUACAGGCCAAAAUUGAGAGCACAACAAGCUACACUCAAAGGAAACUGUCAGAGCGUUCCUCCCCUCUUCAGACUCUCGACCCUGCCGAGUGUGCGCGCUUAAGAUUAUCGCCUCCCAUCCCGCCCAAGCCUCCACCUGAGAUCCAGUUUCAAGUCAGUAUCAGACGCGCGGCACGAAACUUAGUCCCCACGGAGCUUCGACCCAACGCCCGGGAGCUCCCGCCUCAGCCUCCUUGCUGCUUCUCUGUCGUGAAACUCAGACCCGUGCUUCAGACACACGAGCAGACCGAGAUCUCGCCAGAAUCCGAGAGCGAAGUGUGCACCGCGCCCGCCGUCCACUCGGCGGUCGCGUUCAUGUCCAGAGUUCUGCAGCGCCUCAAGGAGGUGGAUGAACUCAUCUGUGAGAAAAAAGCUCAGUCACGACAAACUAGAGAGUUUCAGUCAAAGAGCAUAAAGGAGAAAGCAGUUCACCUCAGCGGUUUGAUCUCAGCAGACAGCUCUGUUGUUAUCAAGGGCAGCUCGGUCCAAAGGGCGUUCCCCCAGUCUGGUGAAAAGUGUCACUCAUGCCAGCGCCGUGUUUAUUUGGUCGAGAGGAUUUGUGCGGAGGGCUUCUGCUUCCACAGGGAGUGCUUUCGCUGCACCACCUGCAGCUCUGCCCUGCGCCAGGGAUCGCAUGCCUUUGACUCUCAACACGGUAAAUUGUACUGCAAGCUUCACUUUGAUCAACUUAACAACGGGAAAAGACUGCACAGGAUUGUGUCUCCACGCUCGAAUCAUUUUGGAAGGCGGUUCGAGGGGCGAUGUGCGGCUGUUGAAGAGGGCGCCUCCUCCGGCUGUACAGCGGCUCUGCAGAGCCAGCCCGCCGCAGAUGCAAACGGAGGCCGUGCCCCGCGGGCCGGGCUCUCGGGUUCUGUGGGUCUAGGAGAUUAUCGGGCCCGGCCGGGGUCGACACCCAAAUCUAAACCGACGCCAAGACAUUUCUCUUCACCUAGUAUGAUGUGUCUGAGACGGCCGGAUGGUUACAAAUAUCUUGUUAAAGGCGACCGUCAACUGCAGGCAGCGGAGAGGCCAUACCGAGGCUUCCUGUUGCUGUUUCUCCACUCGUUUGACAAAUGGCUGGAGCUUCCCUUCAACUUCAAACUGGAUACAACGCACCAGGCAGGGUCUUCGAGAACCAAGCAACAAUGCAAGGAAGUUCCGACAAACACAGCCCAACAAUUUCAUUAACUAUAUCCAAGCACUUACUCAUGAAUUCCACAGUAAUCCAGGUGAUAAGGAUAGAAUACACAUUGCCUCCAAAGUCCUUCUACCAUUCACAAUUCCCUGGUGCAGAACCUACCGUGCCAAAAACAGUAUACAGUAUGUUUUGACCCCUUUGCAUCCUAAAGAUCCAACCAUAAAGGUCACAACAUGUUGUUGGGGAUCAUCAUCAUUCACACAAGUAUUACCAGUUUUAAUUUUGUAUUUAUUUGUGACUGUGACACGGCCUCAUAUUUUCAUGCAAAAUGACACUAAUCUCCACAGUUUACUGUGAAUAUGAAACACUAUCAUUGAACAUUGGCAGAAUUUGUUUUCAUCCUUUACAUUUGAACUAGUUGUAGGACUCAAUGUAACAAAUAUUAAAUCGAUUGAUUGUAUAAUAUGUAAUUCAUAACAUUUUUUUUCUAAAUUAAAAUAGAUUGAAAGAUUAAUCAUGGUUAUUUUUCAUGAGGCUACUAGAUGAACAGAUCAGUCGUAUUUGCAUCCCCACAAAAUAAAAUGUAUAAAUGCAUGACAAAACUAACUGUAAAAUACAUUUUCUCAAGGAAAGUUUCUUGCACAUUGAUUUGAUUAAAUAUUUAAUAAAUACAAUUUAAAGGAUUACUUUUAGCUUCCUUGAAAAAAAAAAUGUUUUCAGAAAAAUAGACUUGACCGUGAGAUAUAAUAAUUUUAAUCUGUUACUCAUUAUCACUUUGUGUAUUUUCUGUACCUGGGUUUUAACUCAGUCUUGUUACCCUACAUUACCCCCUCAGAAAAGAUUGAAAUAUUACACGUCACAUGGUCCACAGGAAGUUGCAUCACUCAUAUCCUUUGCAGGCCACGCGAAGACCAAAAGUAAGGUCACUCUUUUAUUUUUAUGUAUAUUUCAAAUUUCAACAAUGACUUGAACCGUUAAAAUCUGGGCAUUUACCUACUGUAAAUAUACCUCUUAAUGGUAUUUACUGGUUUUAAAGUACUUUUUUUGUUGUUGAAUCACUGCAGUUUGCUUUGUGUCAACAUGCUAUUAGUAUAAAUGCUAUGUGGUUAUAUUUCAUAUAUUCUAUGAUUAAAAACUCAUUCCUGUUACUUUCA
Phyllopteryx taeniolatus (common seadragon) is the source of this 4810-nucleotide messenger RNA. It is a transcript of the gene mical2a, whose product is annotated as microtubule associated monooxygenase, calponin and LIM domain containing 2a. Gene Ontology annotation, molecular function: FAD binding; protein binding. Lineage: Eukaryota; Metazoa; Chordata; Actinopteri; Syngnathiformes; Syngnathidae. The coding region runs from base 203 to 3706 and encodes 1167 amino acids. The transcript is spliced from 25 exons. The record is from RefSeq and is a predicted model, not a curated record.